AUGAAUAUAUUUAAUCAGCAUCACUUCACUCCUGAGACUCCUUAGUUAUUACAAAAUUUAAAUUUAAGAGAUAGCUAAGCUGCAAAGAAGCUAAUAUAAUUAUUAUGUCAUAGUAGUGAGAUCUAAUUUCCUCCAAUAUAAAAUACAAAAAUCAAAUUAAGUGAGUAUAUGGAAAGCCUAACACAAAAACCGAAGAACUUAUUUUAACAAUGUUCUGAAAAAAUUUAUGACAUUUUUGGAUAAAUGGAUAAUAGAACAAUUAUCAAUUCGAUUUUAGAUCAUUUAGAUGAACAUUCCUGUAUCAAUGUGUUAAUGUUGUUUUAUAAAUGUUUGUAGAAUUCUGGCUUAAAAUAAUAAAUCUAUGAGGAUGGCUAUUUAUCCGAAAUCAUUGAAAAAUUUGAAAAUGCUCUAACAACUCCAAAUUCGAUUUAUAUGAAAUUAUCCAAACUAAGUACCACAGGAGACUUUCAUAUGAAUUUAACCAAAUUUUUAUUGACACAUUAUCCAACUGUUUAUUCAAAAGAAAAUAACCUUUAACCAAGAUAAUCAAUUUAAGAAAAUUCUUUUUAAGUAGAGCCUUCCAGACAAUAAAACAAAAAUUUCAAAAUACCUCCUUUAAAAUUACCUUAAAAUAGUUUAGAAAUAAUUGGCGUGAUGACAAGAUCAACAAGGAGAGCGGAUCCUUUUAAAUCAUAUUCUACAUGUUCUAAUAGGUUCUCGCAUUCAAUUGAUUCUGCAAUUAAAUUUACAAGUGGUUCUUAAGCAAUUCAUAUUGAAGAAGAUUAGAAUUGCAAAUUAAAUGCAAAAGAAAAAUUAUAAAAUUUAGCAUAAUUAUUAGGGGGUUAUUGUUUGACUCAAGAUCUAUCAUGUUUGUUGUUGAAACAAAGAAGACAACAUCUAGAAUCUUUAAAAAGAUUGGGAAUCAAUACAUGGCCAAGUAUUUUAAAGGAAGGUGAAGAUCCACUGGCUGAAUCUUUGGAAUAGGAAUAAAGCAAAACUCAAAAGAGUAAGAUUUGUAGACUUUGGGGAAAUAUCCUUUAUUUCCUCUUGAAAGAUAUCAAAAAAAUCUAGUAUGAAUUAUGCCCUUACUCAUCAAUUUUAAAUUAUUUAUGUUCUAGCUCUUUCUAGAAAAAUAAAAUAUCAUCAAAACAAAUACAUUAAGAUUUUGACACUGAUAUAUACCUAAAAAGAUAACUUUGUGAUUCGAGCAAAAUCAAAUAUGACAAUGGAUUGAUAAGUGAAUAGAAGAUAUAUUUUUUAAUUUUGGAUUUGUUCAAUUGUGAUCAAUAACAUAUAAAAUUACAAUAAGAUUCACAAAAAGAAUAAUCAUUUGAAAAUGAUGAAUCAGAAAGAAGCAUUGAAUCUCCUCACACAGUUGCUAACAUUCCAGAAAUGAUGAUUCCGGUGAAAAAUGAAUUAGAAAAAGUGGUAUGUAAUUAUAGACAUUCAAAUACAACUUAAUUCCCAUUUUUAAAGCACAUUUAAUACCGUUUCAAUUUUAUUCUUAGUACAAUGGAUAUGAAUCAAAAUGCCUUUUAUGAAUUGGAAUCUGAUUUACUAGCUAUCCUUGAGAAAUAUUUGAGUUACACUCACAACAGAAUUUUGUUGCCUUAAUUUUUAGACUACAUGAUAGAUAUCUUAGUUAUGAUAAAAAGAUAAAUAAUUGACAUCAUUAAUUGCCAAUAAUCUUCAUCUCGAACUCCUAAUUAAUCACAAUAUAUAUCCAAAUCAGCUAAACAUUAUUCUUAAACUAUAAACAAUAUGUUUAAAUCAAAUAUGUUUGAAACAUCUCCAGAUUAAAAAUCAAAUUAAAACUAAACUUAGUUAUUUUCAUAACAGUAAUAAUUUCAAGCCUCUUAGUUAAAUUUUUCAUCCUAAUAACACUAAUAAUAAUAGCAGCAGCAAUAAUAUUCCACUUUAAAAUUUAAAUCGCAGAAACCUUUUAUUCAAAAGUAUCCUCAAAUCAUCUCCAUAUACAUCAGUAUUCUUUCAAGAUUAUUCUUGAGAGCAAUAAAUGAUUCUUCCAUUAAAUUUCUAUUGAACGUUUAUGUUAAUGAAAUCUUUUUGGAUAUGAUUAAGAAUUUUAGUAUUUAUAUAUUUUAAGAGUUAAAUUCCAAUAAGGAAGAGAACUUUGAAAUCCAUGCAAUGAGAAUAUUAUUAUUUUACGAAUCUAUACUCUUGUUAUUUUAGAAGCAUGAUAAGGAAUUUAAAUAACAGGUGAGAUAAUUUUAAGGAUUUUUAAGUUAACUUCAAAAGGUUCUUCAAAAAUUUAUAGAACAACAUACUUAUUUAUUAUAAAAUCCAUAAGUGAUUAGGGUGUAGGUUUAUAAAAAAGCAUUUGAAGUUUUAGGAUUGUCGUUUUAAUAUCCAAAUGAAGAAUUAUCCUCUUUUAUGAUCAGAUAUUGUUAUGUCAACUUUAUCAAGUUGUAUUCUUAAAGCAAUUUGAAUGACAUGAAGGAAAUAAAUUAGAAAAUCCAAGAAAUUAAUUUGAAAUAAUAACCAAGUUCAAAAUAAGAUGAAAAAUAAUCAAAAUAGUUAAGCUAAAUUUUUAUGAACCUAUAUAUUAAGUGCUUAUUUUGCAUUGCCUAAAAUAGAAGUGAAGACAUUUCAAGAAAAUUUUAUUAGUAUAGGAUAGUUGAGUUUCUAACUCAAGAGAUAGAUUUAGAGUUUGACAUCACUUAAAAUAGAGAGUAGCCAUUAAAUAACUCGUCGUCAUUAAAAUAAGAAUAAAAUAAUUAAGUGGAUUCAUCCAGUAAUAAUGAGAGAUUGAGUUCCAAAAUCAGUGAUAGACCUAAUGUAAAGCCAAAUUAAUAAUCUGUUCAUAAGUAGUAACUACAAGAAAUUUAAGAAGAAAAACAAAAAUAGGCUAAAAAUAAUAGUUAAAUUUUAUUAAAAAAGGUUUUAGUCCCAGCUUUGGAUUUGGAAGGGAAACUGAAAUAGAUUAAUAUUUCAAGUUAAUCUUAUAGCCAUAGUCCAUAAUUUAAUACUUCAGCGAAACAAUAGUAGAACUAAACUGUAUUACAAAAAGUUUCCCCUGAUGACGUUUAAUAAAAUCAUAAAAGAGGUAAUUCAAUGCCAUUUAAAUCAGAAUUAUGCAUUCAAGCUUAAUUAUCAGAAAGUUAAAGAAGAAUGCUAUUACAAAAGCAUAUAAAUCCAAAUAGUAGUGAUCAGAAAUAACCUGUCCCUAAACUAAAUUUACCCAAUUGUCAACAAGAGAAAGAACAAUCGCAACAACUCAAAUUAAAUUUUUAAAAUUAACCAAAAGAUGAGUUAUUCUAUUUUAGUGAAAGAAAGUUAAGAAAAAUAUAUUCUGAUGAAGAAUUACAUGCUAAUUGUUUAUCUCUAUUAAUUUGCUUAUUAAUUAAGCCGAUGAGAGGAACAUUAGACGAUUUGUAUUGUUCUUAGUAUCCAAUUAUUAAUGGAAAACCCAACAUUCUAUAUUUAUUGCAUCAUCAUCUUAAUCAUCCCUAAAAUCAAAAUGUAAUAAAAUUAGUUUUAUAAAAAAUUACAAAUAUUAAGAUUAUUAGAUUGUUAAAAUUAUUGUGUAUAUCUCUGUUUGAUAUCAAAUAAUAUACUGAUUGGUAGAAAAUAGCAUCAGGAGCAUAUGGAGUAAUCUAUCAAUGCAAAACUGCUUUGCAAGAACCAGAAUAUGUAGCAAUAAAAUAAAUGGGACUGCCAAAAAGCAUAUAUGAAAGAUGUGUCCUUCAUGGACUAUUUACAGAAAUAGCUUGUAUGGAGAAUUUUAGGUUAACACCCCAAGUUGCCACUCUCUAUGAUUACGGUGUAACUUCGAGUGAUUAUAUAAUUGUUAUGAAGAAAUACCCAUAAUCAUUAAAAGAAUGGAGACAAUAAUAGAAAGGAUCCUUUUUGGAUAAUCUCGGUGUCUAUUUGAGCUUGUACAAGGAAGUUCUAUAGGCUGUACAAAUGUUACACAAUCAUAAUGUUACCCAUUACGAUAUAAAAGCUGAUAACAUUUUGUUGGAUGGUAUGCACGUUGUUCUGACUGAUUUCGGAGAAUCUAGUAUAUUUAUGAAUGAAGAGGAUGAAUAUUGUGUAAGAAAUAGGGGCACAGAAUAUAUUAAGUCACCAGAAAUGCUAACAUUGACCAUGAAUUCUAAAAAAGAAUAAGACACUUAUGAUAGACGAAAAAAAGUAGGAACAACCAGGUCCUCUGAUGUUUGGUCUCUUGGUUGUUUGCUAUUUGAAAUAUUGACUGGAGAAUUAUUAUUUUUUAAAAAAGAAUGGGUGUAAUUUUAUCUAUAAGUCACCUAACCCACUGAAUAAUUAAUUUCUGAAGAAAAAUAAAAACUUCUUGGAAAUAAUGUUUAUAUUAUAGAUUUUUUGAAAUAUGUCCUUGUCAGAGAUUAAAAACAUAGACCAAAUAUUGAAAGCGUUUUGAAACGAUUUGAACACGUUCAUGCUCUUUUAGUAACUAAUAAUUAAUAAAAAAUAACUCAAUAAACCCUUCUCAACACGAAAUCAUUUGAAAUAUUGCUUGAAGAUUAUCAUAAGUUGGUUUACUACAAUGAUGAAAAUGUUGAGAUUGAACCUGCUUAACCUAUUCACUUGUCUUUUUUUAAAGUUACCUAAGAAAUUUUUGUUUCUGACUAAAAUUAUUUUAAACAAAAUUAAGAAAAGUUGAUUGAAGUUGGAAUUACUAAUGUGAUUUCAGAUACUUAAUAAUUAAAAGCUCAGGAUUUACACAAAUUCCAAUAUAUCAUCUUCUCUUUAGAAAAUAUUGCACAAUUACCAGAUUAUGUAAAGGCAGCUUAACUAGUCCCUCACAUGCUUGAUUAUUUGAGGUAGAUUCUUCUUCACAAAGGUAAACUUCUAAUUGUUGAAAAUCACUCAUCUUAUUUGCGAUAGGCUUUACUUUUGACUUUAUGUUAUUUUUUUAGGCUAAGUGCUUACGAAGUUCAUAACAUCUUUAAUAACUAGCUACUCUAUUUUAAUGUGUCAAAUCUACCAAUUUUAAAUAAAUUAUCUAUUUAUUCAAAUCAAUUAACUCAGCAUUUAUUAACAUACCCUCGAUUACAAUGCAUUUGUGGAUGUGUAACGUUUAUUCUUAAACGAGAUUUCAAUGAUGAAAAAAGAAUGUAGAUUUAAUAGUGUCAUUGUCAUGGAAACAUGUUAUGUAAUGGAGGAGCAGGAUUGACUAAAGGAUGCUCACAAUAUUUGAAAUUUUUGAGAAAACGAUAUAAAAUAUCAUGGGAAUAAAUUAAAUGGGGAUAAAUAGAUUUCGAUGCCUUUUUGAUAGGUCCUUUUAAUAAAGGGUCAAUAAGAUAAGAAAGUAGGAUCUAAAUUUUGUUAUCCUCUAUGGGAUCCAAUCAUAACUUACUUAAUAAUUAAUCAAACAGCGAUUGGAAUGUUUAUUAAUGCAAUAAAUGUGAUAUGUGGAUGAUUGCCUAUAAUAGAUAAUCACAUGAUUUAUUAGUCAUCAUGAAUAAUUUGUAUCGAAAGAAUCACAAUAAAUUUUUCGGUGACAAAUUAAAAUUACCAAAUUUAAAAAAUUUUAGUCUUUUAGAAUUAAGAUGAUUUAUAUGCAACAUAAUUUACAUAAUUGAAAACAAUAUUAA
Molecule: messenger RNA, 5576 nt
Organism: Paramecium tetraurelia
Lineage: Eukaryota; Ciliophora; Oligohymenophorea; Peniculida; Parameciidae
Exons: 9
Biological process (GO): protein phosphorylation
Molecular function (GO): protein kinase activity; ATP binding
Source: RefSeq, a predicted model, not a curated record